This is a messenger RNA of Aspergillus niger, 444 nucleotides long. RefSeq lists its product as uncharacterized. The record is from RefSeq and is a predicted model, not a curated record. Bases 1 to 444 code for a protein of 147 amino acids. The transcript has 3 exons. NCBI's taxonomy places the organism in Eukaryota, Fungi, Ascomycota, Eurotiomycetes, Eurotiales, Aspergillaceae.
AUGACAUCUGCGGCAGAGCAAUACCGCACUCUCGUGCAAACCAAGGGGAAGGUUGCUCCCGCAACGCUCAGCAAUCUCUUUGACCAACUGCCUCCUCUAAAGCCCGAACAACUCUUGGGCAGCUGGAACGGCGGGUUUUUCGACACGGGACACUCUGUUGGUCCAACGCUUCAACGCAUCGGCUGGAUCGGCAAGGACUUUAACACCUUGGAUGAUGUCGACCCCGUUAUUGUCCUUCGCGAAGGAAGGAGAGCUAGCUGGGGGCAGUGGGGGCACGCAACGGUCCGGGAAAUGGUGUUUCGGGGUGUGCUGUCAACUGUAAUGAUCUAUGACGACAGACCAAUUUUUGACCAUUUCCGGUAUGUGGAUGACAACUUGGUGGCGGGGGUGAUGGAGGGAAAGGCUGUUGAGGGAGGGGACUUUUACUUUUACUUGACGCGAUAG